AUGGUUUUGGAUGACAUUCGUUUUGGAGCUGGUGUCCUUGUACUUUCUCCUGCCCUUUUGUGCCCUUUUGUGGCUUCUGCAGCAGCUCAAAACCACCAGUUGGCGGACGGCGUGUUGAUCUGCGCGAUGGAGGAAGUGACCGACUUGGAGCUCUGGGCCAACCGGAUUGCGGACUUUCUGAUCGACAUGCGCCUCAGCUAUGCCAUCAUUUUGUGCAGCAUUCUGAACAUGGCCCGUGUGCAUAUUGAAGCAAGAGCGCAGAGAAUUGCAUUCUGGCAACAUCUUUCAGAGCGGCACCAAAAAACCGUGGUGGGCAGUGAGCUGCGUCUUUGGACUUCUCCCAUCCUUCUCAGCGGGGUGAUUGUUCUCAUGAUCUUGGUCGUGGCAGACAAUGAUUUGAGCCACUUCUGGGUGUGCACAUGUUUGAUUAUUGCUGGUGCUGCGGACCUGAUCGAUUGGAUCGGUCGUUGGCCUGCACUGCCAUUUGACCUUUGGUAUCAUCACAUGGGCGUUCUCUUGCUUUUGGUGCAGUUCGGAGACUUUGGCGCAAGAGGCCAGUGGCAAAUUGUCUGGUUGGGGGUCGGUGUUGGACUGCAGAGCAUUGCCAACCAUAUGUCGGCCCGUGUGUACUACUCACCUGACGUUGCCACAAUGCAAGUAGGAGUGCGCUGGCAGCAUGCUAUGAUUCCUGUCAAGGUGCUCAACAUGGCUGCACUUUUUUGGCGUAUCUACAAGGGAUUUGAGGACAAAACUCUGCUGUUCGCAGCACUGCGCUCCGCGAUGCUCUUUGGCUAUGCCUACACCGCUGUGCACGCGCAUCGGUUUUGGUGUCGAUUUGACUGCAAAGAUUAUCAUGAGAAACAUCAAGCUGUGUGGGGCGGAGCAAGUGUGACACGUCCAACGGUCAUGGGAGCUCCUGCACCACCGACCAGCUGUAGGCACCGGUUGGAACGGGCUGAGACUGCACCACCAGUUUGA
Messenger RNA from Durusdinium trenchii, 978 nucleotides. NCBI's taxonomy places the organism in Eukaryota, Dinophyceae, Suessiales, Symbiodiniaceae. The record is from the annotation of a GenBank genome assembly.